Lontra canadensis (Northern American river otter) is the source of this 1355-nucleotide messenger RNA. Its product is annotated as SLAM family member 5-like. The record is from RefSeq and is a predicted model, not a curated record. Lineage: Eukaryota; Metazoa; Chordata; Mammalia; Carnivora; Mustelidae.
AUGCCCUCCCAGCUGACGUACCUCAGUCCCUGUGUGCAGAGAAUCCAUCCAAAGCUGCUGGUGUUUGCAGGGACAACAUCAAUAGAACUGUCCCACGAGGAGGGAGCAAGAGCCCCGUUUGGGCCAAAUGCUCUCAGUGUGGCCCCAAAAUGUUCUCUUGCCUUGGAUCUGAGACCUCCUGACAUUCAUCCUCUCGCUGUCAGGGGUCAGGACACUGCAGGUGUCUGCAGCGCUGUGACCCGGAGUCCUGGAGCCCGUGGGUCUGCAGUGGAGGAUUCUGGAAUCCCUGUUACUCUGAAGGGGAUUCAAGGAGCUUCUGUGCUGUUUCGCAUGAUCAGAAAACCAGAAUUACCUCCUGAAGUCGAGCUGGAGAAUAUUACUUGGGGCAUUAUAAAUCAAAAACUGUACACACCCGUACUCCAAGUUAGUCCCAGGGGAGAUGUUCCACGAUGGGUCAACUGCCAGGACAAGUUCGAGAAGAGGGUCCAUGUGCUCAACCCAACGACCCUGAGGAUUGACAACCUGACCCUUGAGGACAGUGGGCUGUACCGAGCUCAAGAGUCCUAUACGAGAGGAAGACAAUAUUACCAGGAUUUCCACCUGACGGUCUAUGAGCCUGUGCCCCUUCCCCAGAUCCGGAAAACGGUUCUGUCCCUCACACCAGGCUGGUGCAACAUCACCAUGGAGUGUAACACCACAGGAACCAUGGAGGACCUAACGGUGUCCUGGGAGAAUGAGAGCCUCCCCAGGGAGCUGGAGCAGAGACCGGCCUCAGGACGAGCCCCCAACCUCUGGACUCUGGCUGUGAACCUGCCCCUGAGCCAGCCCAGCCCCAACAUCACCUGUGUGGUCACCAAUCAGGUGGACCAGAAAACUGCCACCCUGGACCUUGGGGACGUCUGUGUCCACAACCAGUGCUGCCCACUUGCCCGGUAUCCUGGUGCCUGUGUGGUCCUGCUGCUGAUCCUCGGAGCUGGGCUGUACCUUUGGAAGAGACGUGGGAAAAAGAAGAAAUUGGAGCCUGGGAGAGGGACAGGAUCGCAGGAGGAGCCCAGGAACCCGGAUGGUGGCAUCCGCUAUGCAGAGCUGAGCCAGCAGGAGUCUGGAGACCACAGGGACAAGACCAUGACCACGAUUUAAUGGGAAGAAGCAGGAGAAUCCCACCCCGGGGACACCUGUCUCGGGAGCAUGACGCCCGCAGCUCUUGUCCUGUCUCUUCCACCUCCGAUGGCUCUGAGCAGGGACUGGAUGGGUCCAGCAGUUCUUUCUGUGCUAAAUCCUUGUGCACAAGCUCCCCGUGAGACACACACAGUGGUAGAUCAGGGAAACUAAGUAAAUAAAUUGGUCCCAACCUG